Cylicostephanus goldi is the source of this 438-nucleotide messenger RNA. The record is from the annotation of a GenBank genome assembly. Lineage: Eukaryota; Metazoa; Nematoda; Chromadorea; Rhabditida; Strongylidae.
AUGCUUAGAAAAUGGACUUUUAAGGAAUGGAACGAUGACCGGCUUACAUGGAACCCUUCCGAUUUUGAUGGCAUUGAAGGAAUCUUUAUCAACCAAAACUUGUUGUGGAAAGCAGAUAUCGUGAUAGUUAAUAGCCGCGCUUCAACUGAGAUGGCUUCUGGUGCUCAGCAUGCUUACGUGCAAAGUAAUGGCGACAUUACCUUGUUUGUAUGCAAUACUGUUUCUUACUUGUGUCUGAUGAAUGUCAAGGACUUCCCUUUCGAUAAGCAGGUGUGCUCAGUUGAAUUUGCAUCCUUUGCUUUUCUCGGUCACGAAAUUCAACUCAACUGCAGCAUAGCUGGAGACCAUAUUGACUACUUCGUAAGCGAUCUUAGAUCAUAUCACAUUUUAGGAGCUUUUAUCUCAAUAGUACUCGGAGGACUAGUUUGUAUCAAAUAA